GGAAAUGAUAUACCAAACAAACAACGUUAAGUAAUAAAUGGAUCGGUGAUGUCGAGCCAAAUUGGCCGUACCCGAACCGUACCCUCUACACAGAAACCUCGGGGCCCUCGAAGAUGAGAGAGACAGUUAAACCACCCCCCUGUGAACGUUCAGCAUUCAGCAAAGCCUCUCUAAAGUCUAAACUAAACUCUCUUCUUGUUGCUCUCUCGAUCUUCCUUUGAUGAGGAAUUCUUCUUUUCUUCUCCUCUGCUUCUACGAUUAGGGCUUCCACCACCAGCAGUACAACAUCGGUUUCAUUCAGAUCCCAGAGCGAGACUAGGGGGCUUGCCGACUAUGAGAUUCUACCACCACCUCCUCCAAUCUCAGAGAGAAGCAUUUGCAGGUCUCUUAGUGCUGCUCCUCCCCGUUUUCUUUCCUCGUCUCUUUAGCCCCCUGGGCCACGCCUCGCCUUCUCUUUUCUCGGAGUGGAAUGCUCCUAAACCCAAGCAUCUGCCACUAUUGAAGGGUGCUUUACAACGCCAACCUUCAGGUAGACAACAAUCUGAGCUCUGGUCUCCUUUGGCUGAUCAAGGAUGGAAACCUUGUCUUAAGUCUGCAAGUUCCUCUGUGCUACCAAAGAAGUCUCAGGGAUAUAUCCAGGUGUUUCUGGAUGGAGGCCUGAACCAACAAAGAAUGGGGAUUUGUGAUGCUGUAGCUGUUGCUAAAAUUCUAAAUGCAACACUUGUGAUCCCACAUUUUGAAGUAAAUCCUGUUUGGCAGGAUUCAAGCUCAUUCUCAGAAAUAUUUGAUGUAGAUCACUUUAUUGAUGUCCUCAAGGAUGAAAUUUCUAUAGUUAAAGAUCUACCUAAAGAAUACUCAUGGAGCACUAGAGAGUAUUAUGCAACAGCCAUUCGAGCUACAAGAAUAAAAACAGCACCUGUUCAUGCUUCAGCUAAUUGGUAUCUAGAGAAUGUCUUGCCUGUAUUACAGAGUUAUGGUAUUGCUGCUAUUGCACCAUUUUCUCACCGUUUAGCUUUUGAUAACUUGCCUAUGGACAUUCAACGCCUUCGCUGUAAAGUCAACUUUAAGGCAUUAGCCUUCGUUCCUCACAUCAGAGAAUUGGGAGAGGUCCUUGUCAAUCGCCUUAGGCGUCCAGCAGGUAAAAGUGCACUAGGAGAUAAUCAGUUCUUGAGGGAGACAACUGAUGAUGGAAAGAAAUGGGGAGAUGGAAAGUUUGUUGUACUACACCUUCGGUUUGAUAAGGAUAUGGCUGCUCAUUCGGCCUGUGAUUUUGGUGGGGGUAAAGCAGAAAAAAUGGCUUUGGCCAAAUACAGACAAGUGAUUUGGCAGGGAAGGGUCAUGAACUCUCAGUUCACUGAUGAGGAGUUAAGGAGUCAAGGACGCUGCCCAUUGACUCCAGAAGAGAUUGGAUUGUUGCUGGCAGCUUUGGGCCUUGACAAUAGUACCCGACUCUAUCUUGCAUCCCACAAGGUCUAUGGUGGGGAAGCAAGGAUACAAGCUUUGCGUAAUCUGUUCCCCUUGAUGGAAGACAAGAAAAGCCUGGCUUCUGAAGAGGAACGGGCUAAAAUUGAAGGGAAAGCUUCUUUAUUAGCUGCGGUUGAUUACUAUGUCAGCAUGCACAGUGAUAUUUUUAUCUCGGCAUCUCCUGGAAAUAUGCAUAAUGCAUUGGUGGGUCAUCGAACCUAUGAGAAUUUGAAGACUAUUAGGCCAAGCAUGGCAUUGUUGGGUCAGCUGCUCCUGAACAAGAGUAUAGAAUGGUCCAAGUUUCAGCAGGCAGUUCUGGAGGGGCACAAAAACAGACAAGGACAAAUCCGACUGAGGAAAGAGAAGCAAUCCAUUUAUACAUAUCCUGCACCUGAUUGUAUGUGUCACGUUUAGCGCAAGUUUUAAUGUUUUACAGCCAUGAUUAUUUGUGGCUUAUAGCGUUGUAUAGGGCAGAAUCCAUUUUCUUUAUUAAGUUUCAAGCUUCAAUCUCUUGUUUGUACGAAUGACAAUACCUGUUAUUAGAAAAUCUAAUAAUUAUCCUGACCAAGUGCU
Messenger RNA from Nelumbo nucifera (sacred lotus), 2037 nucleotides. RefSeq names its product O-fucosyltransferase 31-like. The record is from RefSeq and is a predicted model, not a curated record. Gene Ontology annotation, biological process: proteolysis. Gene Ontology annotation, molecular function: cysteine-type peptidase activity. NCBI's taxonomy places the organism in Eukaryota, Viridiplantae, Streptophyta, Magnoliopsida, Proteales, Nelumbonaceae.